Messenger RNA from Dissoconium aciculare CBS 342.82, 1500 nucleotides. RefSeq lists its product as uncharacterized. Gene Ontology annotation, molecular function: NAD binding; oxidoreductase activity. The record is from RefSeq and is a predicted model, not a curated record. The transcript has a single exon. Bases 261 to 1055 code for a protein of 264 amino acids. Lineage: Eukaryota; Fungi; Ascomycota; Dothideomycetes; Mycosphaerellales; Dissoconiaceae.
ACCGUCACCGCAUCGUAAGGUCCCGGUUUGACAAUUCGCGACUGCCCCCUCGUCAUCGUGCAUGCAUACUCAAGUGAGCUUCCACUCGUGAUUUCAUGUGGCUUCCAAGGUUGUCGACUAUAUUCCUUGACAAGGAGCUACUGUGCUGUGAAUGUCUUGCAUGGUGUUCCGCAUCAGGUAUUCCGACAUCUCGUGUUCUGAAAUUGACAAUAAAUUCCACUCAUCACUCAAAAAGCCACGAGACGAAAUAACUAAUCACCAUGGCCGAAGCCUGGCUCAAAUCAGAAGAUAAAGCCUUGAACCUACUCGCCGUCACAAGUCUGGCAGCCACCGCAGAAGUCCUUGGCCUCGUUGCGACUGUCGGUUUGAAUACAGAGUCAAUACACGAUCAAAUCGUUAAGUCUAGCGCAAGCGGCUUCGUUGCUUCCGAGCGAGGCUCACGCAUACUCUCCAAUGGAUGGCAUUCGGAGUCUUCUCUAGCUACGUCCCUUGGGACGGCGUACGCGAUUGCCGAUGCUGCAAGAAAAGCCCAUGUCCCAACACCUUUGGCGGGCACUGCAGAGCAACUUCUACUGCAAGCAGCUCACCUUGCGACACCCGAGCAUGACGACGCGACGCUUGUGCAGGUCUAUCUGCCCCAAGGACAAGGCGAGCUUGUUUCCGAAAUGAAAUCCGCGGAUAAGAUGAUGGUCGCUUCCUAUCAAGUUCGCAAGGAGACCGUGAUUGAUCUAUUGGUCGGAAUACAGCUUGCGGCGACUGUAGAGGCCAUGGCACUGGCCAAAGCGUUGAACCAAAGUCGGCGGGAUUUGUUUGAACAGAUGGUCAAAGUGGACGGCUCAGGCGAGGUACACGACAAGUGCAUUUCGGGGAUGUUAGAGAAGGAUGCUUGGACACUGGCAGACUGUCCACAGGCGGAAGAGCAUGGGAAAAGGCUCGCAGAUGCGGUGGAGAAGUGCCGAAAGAUCCAAUACCCUUGUCCGAUGGCUGUGACGGCUCUACAACAGUUUCACUUUGCCAUCCAGAAAGGCAAGACCAUCAAGAACGAGGGUCGGUAAGCCUCAGAUGAAUUUAUUUUGUUGUAGUAAGCGUUGUCCACCGUCUGUCUUUCGGUAGAAAAUCUUUGUUUCAAGACUAAAGCUUGGUCAUACGGUGCGCACGCGUGACAGGAGGGCCAUCACGUCGGUUCUGCCUUUGAAGAAAGCCCCUUGCAUGGCGGUAAAGUCAUGAUGGCCUGAUCUUUGAUCUAUGUCUGCACCCGCACUUAUAAGGGCUUCUACCGCGUCCGUAUGACCGGCCUCAGCGGCCGCCAGAAGUGCGGUGCCUCCGUGAUAAUGACUUCCUGCCACAUUUGGGUCGGCGCCGGCAGCAAGUAUUCUUUCGACUAGUUCUGGAUCGCCAUUCAAUGCUGCAGCCUGCAGCGGUGUCAAGGCCGUGUAUUUGCUAGGUUCCGGGUUGACCUCCGCGCCAACAUUCAAUAGAAAGUCGAUUAUCUUUGGAUGU